This is a messenger RNA of Humulus lupulus (European hop), 603 nucleotides long. RefSeq lists its product as uncharacterized. Bases 1 to 603 code for a protein of 200 amino acids. Lineage: Eukaryota; Viridiplantae; Streptophyta; Magnoliopsida; Rosales; Cannabaceae. The record is from RefSeq and is a predicted model, not a curated record. The transcript is spliced from 2 exons.
AUGAUCGAGGUCAAAUUCUUAGGGCAUGUAAUAUCUCAAGAAGGCAUUAUUGUGGAUCCUGCAAAGAUAGAUUCUAUCUUGCAGUGGGAUAGACCAAAUAACAUUACUGAGGUUCGAAGUUUUCUUGGGUUAGCAAGUUAUUAUCAUCACUUUGUGGAGUAUUUUUCUCAAAUUGUUAUGCCUUUGACAAAGCUAACAAGAAAAGAUUUAAAGUUUGUGUGGGAUGACAGUUGUGAAGAAGCUUUCAAAGAACUUAAGCAAAGAUUGACUACGACGCCUGUUCUCACUGUGCCUAGUAGUGAUGAACCGUAUGUGGUAUUCACUGAUGCUUCUGGUACUGUUUUAGGAGGAGUUCUCAUGCAAAAUGGCAAGAGUUUAAAGUAUCUCUUUACUCAAAGAGACUUGAAUUUGAGGCAAAGAAGAUGGGUCGAGUACAUGGAAGAUUAUGAUUUCACUUUGCAAUAUCAUCCUAGAAAAGCAAAUGUGGUCGUUGAUGCAUUAAGUAGACAACCUCAUGGAACUUUGGCUUGUUUGGCUCUUGAGGAUUGGAAAAGAAUGAUCACGGUGGGUGAUUAUGAAUUAGAGUACUGUGAAGGAAAAUAG